This is a messenger RNA of Ictalurus punctatus (channel catfish), 4444 nucleotides long. Its product is annotated as NACHT, LRR and PYD domains-containing protein 12-like. Gene Ontology annotation, molecular function: protein binding. Lineage: Eukaryota; Metazoa; Chordata; Actinopteri; Siluriformes; Ictaluridae. The transcript has 11 exons. The coding region runs from base 245 to 3202 and encodes 985 amino acids. The record is from RefSeq and is a predicted model, not a curated record.
CGACUCAUUCCUGAACGACUCAUCACCUGCAAUGAAUCCUCCUUCCUAAAGUGAAAGCGUUUCUCCCUCAGACUCCAUUUUGUGGAGCGAUUUUAAACUUUUAAAGAAACUACGGCAGAAACGGUGAUAUUAAUCUCACACAACAAGGGCUGUUGACUAAAGGAGUGUGCUCCAUUCCAGCAGAAGAGAUCAGACUGUUCAGGACUCAACUGUGUGUUUGUGCAAACUUUACUAAUUUUCAAAGAUGGAGACUCCUGAUCUGGACACAGAUAAUGUUUCCCCACACUCAAAAACCAGUAAACUCCAGGGAAAGAGAUCAGAAUCACCAGCACCCAGCUGUAUCUCCAUGAAGAGUGAUCAGUCUAUGGAUAUUCCUCUGGAGUUUAAAGGUGGAGACUCCUCACUUCGACACAGUGUUCCACAGAGAGCAGGAGACAGAAUAGAAAAGAUCACCAUCACAGAUACAGGGCACGACCCAGAACCUGCUGCUGUGAAUGAAUUCCAGAAAAAGUUCAAAUUAAACCUGAUGAAGAAGUUUGAGUGUUUGAAUGGAGUGAUGAUAAACCUGGGAAACCAAACACUCCUGAAUGAGAUCUACACAGAGCUCUACAUCACAGAGGGAGACAGUGGAGAAGUCAAUAAAGAACAUGAGGUGAGACAGAUCGAGGCAGCAUCCAGGAGAACAACAACAGAGGACACACCAAUCAAAUGCAACGACAUCUUUAAGCCCUUAUCUGAACAACACAAACCCAUCAGAACUGUGCUGACAAAGGGAGUCGCUGGCAUCGGAAAAACAGUCUCUGUGCAGAAGUUCAUUCUGGACUGGGCUGAAGGGAAAGCAAAUCAGGACAUCCACCUCAUAUUUCCACUUCCUUUCAGAGAGCUGAAUCUGAUGAAGGACCAGAAACUGAGUGUGAUGGAGCUCCUUCAUGUCUGUUUUAAUGAAACAAAAGAAACAGAAAUGUCCAGUUUGGAAAAGGUUCUGUUCAUUUUUGACGGAUUGGACGAGUGUCGUUUUCCUCUAGAUUUCCAGAACACAGUGAGAGUGUGUGAUGUAACUGAAUCAGCAUCAGUGCAUGUGCUGCUGAUAAACCUGAUCAAAGGGAAUCUGCUUCCCUCUGCUCUCAUCUGGAUCACCUCUCGACCAGCAGCAGCUGAUCAAAUCCCCUCUGAGUGUGUCCAUCGAGUCACAGAGGUACGAGGGUUCAAUGACCCACAGAAGGAGGAGUACUUCAGGAAGAGAAUCAGUGAUCAGAGCCUGGCCAAUAACAUCAUCACACACCUGAAGUCAUUAAGAAGCCUCUACAUCAUGUGCCACAUCCCAGUCUUCUGCUGGAUUUCAGCCACUGUUCUAGAGAGAAUGUUGGGUGAAGCAGAGAGUGGAGAGAUCCCCAAGACUCUGACUCAAAUGUACACACACUUCCUCAUCAUUCAGACAAACAUCAUAAGAGAAAAGUACUCAAAGAAGCAGAAGAGUGAUGAAGAAAUGUUUCUUAAACUGGGAAAACUGGCUUUUCAGCAGCUGAAGAAAGGGAACCUGAUCUUCUAUGAGGAAAACCUGAGAGAGUGUGGUAUUGAUGUGAGAGAAGCAGCAGUGUACUCAGGUGUGUGUACGCAGAUCUUCAGAGAGGAGUUUGGGCUUCACCAGAGUAAAGUGUACUGCUUUGUUCAUCUGAGCAUUCAGGAGCACCUCGCAGCUCUAUAUGUGCACCUGACAUUCAUGAUGGAAAAGAGAAAUGUUCUUAAUCAGAAUCAGGUCUCUAAAUGGUGGAUGGAAAAAAUGACAAUCUCAGAAGUACACAAGAGUGCUGUAGAUCAGGCCUUAAAAAGUCAGACUGGACAUCUGGAUCUUUUCCUUCGCUUUCUUCUGGGUCUCUCACUGGAGUCCAAUCAGAAACUCUUACAGGACUUAGUAACACAGACAGGAAGUAGCUCCCAGAGCAUAGAGGAAACAGUUCAGUACAUUAAGAAGAAGAUCAGUGAAGAUCUUCCUACAGAGAAAUCCAUCAAUCUGUUCCACUGUCUGAAUGAACUGGGUGAUAAUUCUCUAGUGGAGGAAAUCCAACACUACCUGAAAUCUGGAAAACAAAGUGAACUCUCUUCUUCACAGUGGUCUGCUCUGGUGUUUGUGUUACUGACAUCAGCACAGGAGCUGGAAGAAUUUGACCUGAGUAAAUAUACCAGUACAGAUAAGAUAAGAGAAACUGUUCUUCUGAAGAUGAUGCCUGUGAUUGCAGCCUCCAGAAAAGCAAUUAUCAGGUGUGAUUCACUUGGAGUGAGAAGUUGGUCAGCUCUGGUCUCAGCACUCAGCUCAGAAACCUCCAAUCUGAGAGAACUGCAUCUGACUGUGAAAACACUGGAUCUGUCCUGGAAUGAACUAGGAGACUCAGGAGUGAAGAGUCUGUGUGCUGGACUGGAGAAUCCUCACUAUAAAGUGGAGAUACUAAGGUUGUAUAAGUGUCGUGUAUCAGAUGAAGGCUGUGCUGCUCUGACUUCAGCUCUGAGAUCAAACCCCUCACACCUGAGAGAACUGGAUCUGUCCUAUAAUAAUGUAGGAGACUCAGGAGUGAAGAGUCUCUCUGCUGUACUGGAGAAUCCUCACUGUAAACUGUACACACUGAGGUUGGAGUGUUGUGGUGUCUCAGAUGAAGGCUGUACUGCUCUGACUUCAGCUCUGAGAUCAAACCCCUCACACCUGAGAGAUCUGGAUCUGUCCUAUAAUAAUGUAGGAGACUCAGGAGUGAAGAGUUUCUCUGCUGUACUGGAGAAUCCUCACUGUAAACUGGAGAUACUGAAGUUGUAUAAUUGUGGGGUGUCAGAUGAAGGCUGUGCUGCUCUGACUUCAGCUCUGAGAUCAAACCCCUCACACCUGAGAGAACUGAAUCUGUCCUGUAAUAAAAUAGGAGACUCAGGAGUGAAGAGUCUCUCUGCUAUACUGGAGAAUCUUCACUGUAAACUGGAGACACUGACGUUGCGUGAUUGUGGUGUCUCAGAUGAAGGCUGUGCUGCUCUGACUUCAGCUCUGAGAUCAAACCCCUCACACCUGAGCGAACUGAAUCUAUCUGAUAAUAAAAUAGGAGACUCAGGAGUGAAGCUGCUCUCUGCUCUUAAGGAUAAUAAACAUUACAAACUACAGACACUGGAUUUGAUGAACAUCUGUGUGUGUGAUGAAGACUCCGGUGUUCCUGCAUUUCACUGUUAGGGAAUAGAGAACACAUUUAUAAACACAUCACUCAUUUAAUUAUAACACAUUAAACAGACUCAGACGUGAGAAGUGUGUGUUCAUCAUGCACAGUGAAUCAGACUGCACACGAUUCUACACUGAGUGUAUAAUGACCUCUGACCCCUGGAUAAAAUUUCCUGGACCUCUAUCUCAUAAAACACCUGAGGGAUUAUUUGGAAUAGCAGGUGAAAAAGCACAUGACCUCUAGCUGAACCCACAAACACCUUCUUUCUGUUGUGUAUCUUUUUAUGUUCUUCCCUCUCAUCUUUUUUAGGCAGGUCAGUAGUGGAAUCUUUUUUCAUGCGUACAUUGUAGACUGUUUUUGACUAAUUGAGAGCAUACUUAAAUAAAAUGCCUUGUCCAUCCUAAACUUUUCACCUUUUACAUUUACUUAACUUUUUUUCACUAAACACUCAGUGGUCAUUGUGAUAUAAUUAUAUUUCCUGUUCUGAUAUGGACAAUACUCCAUAGCACACUUCUCACUUUCUCCCCAUCAGCUGUUACUGUGAGGCAGAUUUUUGAAUUACUGACAGAUUUGUUUGUACUUUCACUUUGGAUGAACUGAAAUAGUUCUCUGAUGCAGUAUUUUGUGUUUUAUGAAAUCUCAUGAAGAUGGAUUGCAUGUUCUCUUUCUAGUUAGUUAGCAUUACUCAUUACUAGUCAGCUGGUUUUUUAUGCACAGUUUGUUUCAGAUCAAUGCUGGGACAGAUUAUCCAAUGGGCAUUAUGGGUAUGGGCCCAGGGGCCAAUGGGCACUUGGGGCCCAAGCGAGGGGCAGAAAUAUUUUUUUUUUUUUUUUUUUUUUUUUUUUUUACAUAGCUGACAGAGAGCAAUGUCUGGUUGGGCCACACAGGAUUAAAAAAGACGAACCCCAUUUAACGUCUACAGUGGAGAAGGCUGUAGAGAGUGUGGCAUUUAAAUGUAGCUUUUGACCUGAGUUUUGACCCGAAUCCGCCUUUUGCCGAACUCACUCUUCUCCCUUUUCCCAUCACAUACCAGACCGGAAAGGCAUUUAUUUUCAAUAAAAAUUAAGAAAAUCUAUGAAAAGUGGAAAUAAAGUGCCUAAUGACUGUUUGAUAAUAUUAUGUUUAUCGGUUAGGGGUAGGUGUAGGGAGGGCUUUAUUGUCCCAAUAAUUUGAAUAAAUUUAGUCGUUUACACUCUGUUAUUACUGCAUCCUGUACAACAAUACUGUGUGUGUGUGUGUGUGUGUGUGUGUCUGGU